Toxotes jaculatrix (banded archerfish) is the source of this 1527-nucleotide messenger RNA. It is a transcript of the gene mc1r, whose product is annotated as melanocortin 1 receptor. Gene Ontology annotation, cellular component: membrane. NCBI's taxonomy places the organism in Eukaryota, Metazoa, Chordata, Actinopteri, Toxotidae. The transcript has a single exon. Gene Ontology annotation, molecular function: melanocyte-stimulating hormone receptor activity. The record is from RefSeq and is a predicted model, not a curated record. Bases 424 to 1401 code for a protein of 325 amino acids. Gene Ontology annotation, biological process: G protein-coupled receptor signaling pathway.
AUCUCUGUGUUGGACAAGUUGCAUCCAUAGAAAAGAAGAUUUAAGGCGAGGAGACGCGCUUUUCACACGGACCAAUGCGCCAGCUCUCCAGACUGCUGCGGUGCGUUAAUUUGACUAUCCACUCAGAAGCCGAGUGUUUAUUUAUUCAGUGGCUGAAAUGAAUAGUAACAACAUUUUAUUGAACUGUGCUUUGUGGAUAUUUAAGUCAAAGUGUUGAUGUGUACAACAACUGAACAGUUGUUCGGACGAGUUGCUUGAUUUUUUUUUUUCCCAGCUGGGAAACGUGGGGAAAGGUGUGACUGCAAGAGCUGAUGCUGAAGUACAGUAGAAAGUGAUAAAACUUCUUAACUCAGUUUGACAUUGAGCUGCAGAAAGAGCUAUUACCGCCUGUACAAUCAGUCAGUCAUCACACAGAAGUCAGACAUGGAAAGGACCAACAGGUCGCAGCACGUCCCCUACAUCCUCCACGAGGAGCUCAACCCACUAAAUGAUUUUAUGGAGGAGAACGAAACAAACUCUACCGGUGGUGAGCGACACUCUCUGGGCUGCGUACAGGUCCGUAUCCCUCAGGAGCUCUUCCUGGCGCUAGGGCUCAUCAGCCUGGUGGAGAACAUCCUGGUGGUUCUGGCCAUCAUCAAGAACCGCAACUUGCAUUCGCCCAUGUACUACUUCAUCUGCUGCUUGGCUGUGUCCGACAUGCUCGUCAGUGUCAGCAACGUGGUGGAGACCAUGUUCAUGCUUCUCCACGAGCAUGGCCUGCUGGACGUGCACCCAGGUAUGUUGCGCCACCUGGACAACGUCAUCGACGUGAUGAUCUGCAGCUCCGUGGUGUCCUCGCUCUCCUUUCUGUGCACCAUCGCCGCGGACCGCUACAUCACCAUCUUUUACGCGCUGCGCUAUCACAGCAUCAUGACCACGCAGCGCGCCAUCACCAUCAUCGUGGUGGUUUGGCUGGCCAGCAUCACCUCCAGCAUCCUCUUCAUCGUGUACCACACCGACAACGCUGUCAUCGUGUGCCUCGUGACCUUCUUCUGCACCACGCUGGUGUUUAACGCCGUGUUGUAUCUGCACAUGUUCCUCUUGGCGCACGUGCAUUCCAGGCGCAUCAUGGCUUUCCACAAAAGCAGGCGCCAGUCCACAAGCAUGAAAGGAGCGAUUACCCUCACCAUCCUGCUCGGGGUCUUCAUUUUAUGCUGGGGCCCUUUCUUCCUCCACCUCAUCCUCAUCCUCACCUGCCCCACCAGCCCCUUCUGCAACUGUUUCUUCCGAAACUUUAACCUUUUCCUUAUCCUCAUCAUCUGUAACUCGCUCAUCGACCCGCUCAUCUACGCCUACCGGAGCCAGGAGCUGCGUAAAACCCUGCAGGAGUUGGUCCUGUGUUCUUGGUGCUUCGGCGUGUGACAUCACGUAUCCUGCAUUCAGGGAGAAAACGAGAGUAAAUCGGGUCACAUGGUCGGCCAUCUCUACUUCCUGAAUGUGCAUUGUAUCAGAAGCUGAAGGAAGCCGUGACUAUUGCAUGUUUGAUCA